This is a messenger RNA of Tribolium castaneum (red flour beetle), 2832 nucleotides long. It is a transcript of the gene egh, whose product is annotated as egghead. The record is from RefSeq and is a predicted model, not a curated record. Gene Ontology annotation, molecular function: beta-1,4-mannosyltransferase activity. Gene Ontology annotation, cellular component: cytoplasm. Lineage: Eukaryota; Metazoa; Arthropoda; Insecta; Coleoptera; Tenebrionidae. The transcript has 4 exons. Bases 418 to 1812 code for a protein of 464 amino acids.
AGUGUUUUUUGUCAUUUAUGAUAGUUUAUUCGUGUACAAUUAUUUUCCUUAUAUUCGUGAUUUUACUAGGAGUUUUACCGAGAACGAGCGAUUUUUAAACGAAAAACUGCGAUAAAAUUUUAGAUUUUGGGACAAUUUGGCUGUGUUUAUGCAAUAGAAUUAUCAGCGCUGUAUUAAACCUUGCCGAGCUACACCCAUUAAAUGUGGAAUAUUGGUUUCUGCGAUGCGCAUGCCUCCAUGUCUGGUGCCGAAUGAUGGUGUAGUUGAACGCUCGAACCCGGCUUUUGCAAAUCCGUCACAUUUUAUCUGUGAUAUGUAAAGUGACGUUCCACCCCUUGGUAGUACAGGCCGUCGGGCACCGAGUGGUGAAAAUCCUGCUUGCGUGAUUAGUGUCCAGUGCGAGGGUUGUUUGCCGAAAUGACAAUGCUGACGAGCAAAGCGAAGCACUACCUCCACUGCUGUCUCUUCAUCUAUGUGAUAUUCAUGUUCGAGAUCUUCACCGGAGGGAUCAAACUCCUCGAUGGCGCUUUUUUCGUCCCCGCCGAAGACAUCAACCCCUGGGUGCAUUACGGGUACUUGGGUGCGUUGGUGCUCUACCUGCUUAGACUAGUGACUUUCCUCCCCUUACCCCAAGUGUUGUUUAAUUUCAUCGGACUGACUUACUACAACGCGUUCCCGGAUAAAGUCGUUUUAAAAGCGUCGCCGAUUUUAGCGCCCUUCAUCUGUAUUAGGGUGGUGACCAGGGGCGACUUCCCCCAGCUGGUCAAAAACAACGUCAACCGGAACAUGAACAAGUGUCUAGACGCCGGGCUGGAGAACUUCCUCAUUGAAGUCGUGACUGAUAAAAAACUGGGGAUGGAGAAGCACAGGAAGGUGAGGGAGAUUGUGGUCCCCCAGGACUACCGCACCAAGUCGGGGGCGCUUUUCAAAGCCCGAGCGCUGCAGUACUGCCUGGAGGACGACGUCAAUGUCUUGUCGCCAAACGACUGGAUCGUGCACCUGGACGAGGAGACUCUCCUGACGGAGAAUUCCGUCCGGGGGAUUUUGAACUUCGUCGGGGAUGGCAAGCAUCAGUUCGGACAGGGGUUGAUCACUUACGCCAACGAAGAAGUGGUUAAUUGGAUUACGACCUUAGCGGAUUCUUUUAGAGUCACGGACGAUAUGGGAAAGCUCAAGUUGCAAUUUCGGAUGUUCCACAAGCCGUUGUUCAGUUGGAAGGGGUCGUUUGUCGUCACGCAGGUCGGCGCAGAACGCGAAGUUUCCUUCGACAAUGGCCUUGACGGCUCGAUCGCCGAGGACUGCUUCUUCGCGAUGAAGGCCUUCAGCAAAGGCUACAGUUUCAACUUCAUCGAGGGCGAGAUGUGGGAGAAGUCCCCGUUCACCUUCUGGGACUUCAUCCAGCAGCGGAAGCGCUGGAUCCAGGGCAUCCUGCUGGUGGUGCACUCCAAGGACAUCCCGCUCAGGAACAAGCUCCUGCUGGCCUGCUCGUGCUACUCCUGGCUCACGCUACCGCUGUCCGUCUCCAACCUGGUGCUGGCGUCGAAGUUCCCCAUCCCCUGUCCGCCGAUUAUUGACUUUAUUUGUGCAUUUAUCGGUGCUGUGAAUAUUUACAUGUUUGUGUUCGGUGUCAUAAAGUCGUUUACGGUUUACAGGUUCGGACUGGGACGGUUUGUGCUAUGUUUGUGCGGAGCGGUACUCGUUAUACCCUUUAAUUUAGUUAUCGAAAACGUCGCGGUCAUUUGGGGGAUUUUCGGCAAGAAACAUAAGUUUUAUGUUGUUAAUAAGAACGCGCGGCCGCAGGUGACGGUCUAGAGGCUGAAGGUGGAUGCAGAAAAUGAGAAACGCCCAAUGCGGAACUCGGACGGGUUCUCAUUUUCCGCCUAGUGAAAAUUUUUACUUUGUUGUCCUUUUAUAAUAUACGAUGUAUUAAAGAUCAGGUAUUUUAAUACGGAGCGGUUUCACAAUUGGCCACCUCAUCCAUGUAUUUAUUACGAGUCAUUCAUUUCACUAUCAAUUAUGAAAUCGCCGGGUUAGUAUUUACGCAAAAUUGGAAACAGCGCAAACAUUGUUUUUUUCCAUCUUAUUACGGACAGCUUUAUUAAAACGCUGCCUUAUCAAGAUUUAUACGUUCCAUAAACUCCCCCAUUUCGGUGCAAAACAAUUACCUUACUACGGGAGGACCAAGUAUCGACUUAUCGAAAACUUCGGCUUUUUUAUGUGUUCCUGAGUCGCGAAAUACGUAUUUUCUUUCACCGUUUCCUGCAUUCUUCACUAGCUUCCACUGUAGCUUGCCAUUAAAUAAGCGGAUUUUGUUGUAGAAAAUCAAAACGAUUAGAAUCAAAAGUGUCCAGAGCCAAUUUUUAUUGAGAUUAACAAGUAGUUUGUUAUUGAUUGGUGUUCCAAAGUAAUGAAUUAGUGUGCGAAGCCUCUAUUCCUUGUACAGUAACAAAGUUCUAGCGUUAUGUUGUUUAAUUUAAGACGUAAACAUGUCCAUUUAGUAAACUGGUCUAGUGCAUGUUUAUAGAACAAAAUUUUAAUACUAGCCGGCUCUUCAUGUGACUGUUAAGAAUAAGUGAAUACCCCAAAGAUUAUUUUUUAUUGUGUGUAAAUAACUUUGUUUUUGUGAUGAAUUCAUUAAAUUUUCUUUCACUGAAGACAUACUAGUCAUUAUUGAUUAUCCAAAUAGCAUCGGUUGAUCUUACUUAGCUGCUAGUUCGUGUAGUUCAUUGUGAUUUCGGGCUAUUUUUUCGAGAAGCAAAAAUUGUUGUUUUGAAGCCGACUGAUGAUUUUUUAUGUACAAAACGUUAAGUAAUAAAAUGCACAAUGCCAAUA